AUGUCAUCAAAUGACCCCCUCAAGACGGAAGACUACCUCGUCUGUUCUACCUGCGGAACGCAGUUCCCAACCAUAGAUCGGUCCUCUUUGAAAACUUGCUUCAUUUGUGACGACCCACGCCAAUACACACCUCCCUCGGGCCAGUCCUUUACGACGCUGGCCGCGCUGCGCGGGAAGCACAAGAACGUGUUCCACCCCUUGCCCUCUGCUCCCGAGACCUUCACGUCCAUCGUCAGCGAGCCCAAACUCGCCAUCGGGCAGCGGGCGAUCCUGGUCCGCACGCCCCGGGGGAACAUCCUGUGGGACUGCGUGACGCUGCUGGACUUGGCGACCAUCUCCAAGAUCCGGGAGCUGGGCGGGCUGCGAGCCAUCGUCAUCUCGCACCCGCACUACUACAGCACGCACGUGGAGUGGGCGCAGGCGUUUGGAUGUCCGGUGUACCUUGCGGCCGAGGACAGGCGGUGGGUUGCCCGGGAGUCGGAGCACCAGGUGUUCCUGUCCGAGAGGGAGUUCGAUGUCCCCAUCGACGGGGAGCCGUCGGGCGUGAAGGCCCUAAAGCUGGGAGGGCAUUUCCCUGGCUCCCUUGUUGUGCUUCACAAGUCCCAUCUGUUGGUGGCGGACACGCUCAUGACGACGCCGGCCGGACUGGGCAACUGGGAGGUCGACGGGCUCGGCGAGGCACGGGAGGGAGGCAGGCCAGAGGGGUUGAAUAGUUAUAGUUUCAUGUGGAGUAUUCCAAACAUGAUUCCACUGGCGCCCGACGUGAUCGAGCGGAUGUGGCAAGUCUUGAAAAAUCAUAGAUUUAAGAGUUCGCACGGAGCGUUCCUGGGGACGGAUAUCGUUGGUAAAGUGGAAGAGGAGAUGCGAAGAAGAGUCUUGGAAAGCAUGCAAAUUCAGAUAGGGAAUAUGGGCUAUACGGAGCAUCCUUUAUUAGGCGAGAACUAG
Molecule: messenger RNA, 945 nt
Organism: Truncatella angustata
Lineage: Eukaryota; Fungi; Ascomycota; Sordariomycetes; Amphisphaeriales; Sporocadaceae
Product: beta-lactamase-like protein
Exons: 1
Coding region: 1-945 (314 amino acids)
Source: RefSeq, a predicted model, not a curated record